Scatophagus argus is the source of this 953-nucleotide messenger RNA. RefSeq names its product NADH:ubiquinone oxidoreductase core subunit V2 (gene ndufv2). Lineage: Eukaryota; Metazoa; Chordata; Actinopteri; Scatophagidae. Gene Ontology annotation, biological process: mitochondrial electron transport, NADH to ubiquinone. The transcript has 8 exons. The coding region runs from base 111 to 845 and encodes 244 amino acids. The record is from RefSeq and is a predicted model, not a curated record. Gene Ontology annotation, molecular function: NADH dehydrogenase activity.
UCGCAGCUCACGUCAGACCAUCUUAAUCGAGCGUGAGUGCUUGUGUUGAUAUCGGCCGCUGCUGUCCCGUCCAUUUGCUAACGUUCCGGGACUGAACUUGAAGCCCCAGUAUGUUUUUGUCUGCUGCUGUUCGCUCUGCAGUAUCGCAGACGACCAGGCACGUCAGGAAUUUGCAUCGGUCUGCUGUGCGUGCUGGAGCUGGUGGCAUCUUCGUGCACAGAGAUACUCCUGACAACAACUCUGACACUCCUUUUGAGUUCACUGAGGAGAACAAAAAGAGGAUUGAGGCGAUCAUUUCAAUGUACCCUGUUGGACACAAGCAAGCAGCCACAAUCCCAGUGUUGGAUGUAGCCCAGAGGCAACAUGGAUGGCUUCCUCUUUCUGCCAUGAACAAGGUCGCAGAGGUGCUGGAAAUUCCUCCAAUGAGAGUGUAUGAAGUAGCGACCUUCUACACGAUGUUCCUGCGUCAGCCCGUGGGAAAAUACUUCAUUCAGAUCUGCACGACAACACCCUGCAUGCUGUGCAACUCAGACAGCAUCCUGGAGGCCAUCCAAAACAAACUGGGUAUCAAGGUCGGAGAGACUACUGCAGACAAAAUGUUCACGCUAAUAGAAGUGGAAUGUCUCGGUGCCUGUGUGAAUGCUCCAAUGGUCCAGAUCAAUGACAACUAUUAUGAGGACCUCACGCCCAAGGACAUUGAACACAUUAUUGAUGAACUUAAAGCUGGCAGAGUCCCACCACCUGGGCCCAGGAGUGGCCGUUUUUCAUGUGAGCCUGCAGGUGGGUUGACUUCUCUGACAGAGCCUCCUAAGGGACCAGGCUUUGGUGUAAGACCGGACCUGUAGACAUUUUUGCCCGCCAUCAGCAGUGUUUUUCAAACGCAACUUGUCCCUGAAGCUGAUGUUACGUUUAACUCAAACAUAUUGUGUAAAUAAACUGCUCAUGUAUCUACA